Molecule: messenger RNA, 471 nt
Organism: Lactuca virosa
Lineage: Eukaryota; Viridiplantae; Streptophyta; Magnoliopsida; Asterales; Asteraceae
Source: the annotation of a GenBank genome assembly
AUGCAACUAUUCAGAAAAGCAAAAAAGAUCCGUCUUCGAAGCGUAAAAGACAAAUACCUAGUGGCAGAUGAUGACGAGGAAACGGUUUUCCAAGAUCGCGAUGGGUCAUCGGAAAAAGCCGAAUGGGUGGUCUACACCGCCGGAAAAAAUCACAUCCGUUUCAAGAGUUAUUACGGAAAAUACCUAAUGGCAUCUAAUACGCCAUUUCUUCAAGGGGUAAAGGGGAAAAAAGUUAUACAAACGGAAUUGAAACCGGAUGUAGAUGGGAGUGUGAAUUGGGAACCGGUAAGGGACGGUUUUCAGGUCCGGCUGAAAACGCACACCGGCAGUUUCUUGCGGCCGAACGGCGGAGUGCCGCCGUGGAGAAAUACGAUCACGCAUGAUACACCGCCGAGGUCAAAAACGCGGGAGAAGGUUUUGUGGGAUAUUGAAACUGUAGAAAGUCUUCCGUCGUAUCAGAAGGGAGAUUAA